Ostrinia furnacalis (Asian corn borer) is the source of this 4518-nucleotide messenger RNA. Its product is annotated as UPF0454 protein C12orf49 homolog. The record is from RefSeq and is a predicted model, not a curated record. Bases 213 to 896 code for a protein of 227 amino acids. The transcript is spliced from 4 exons. NCBI's taxonomy places the organism in Eukaryota, Metazoa, Arthropoda, Insecta, Lepidoptera, Crambidae. Gene Ontology annotation, biological process: positive regulation of SREBP signaling pathway.
CAGAAAUACGCGUACGCCAGCCAGCCUACGAAAGUUUUUGUUAAAAUCUUUCCUUCUGUACAAAACAAAUAACAAUAUUAUUAUGAUAAAAAGAUUUCAUAAUUAAAUUGAAACAAUCUCAACAACACGAGAUUUUUGUAUGGUAUACGUACAUUAGUUAAAAUGAGUCUAGAGAAAGUGCCGAAAACAAUGCGUCAGUGCUACGCUUGAAGAUGAUAAUAAUUAAUGAUGCAUGCCCCCAUACUUGUAAUUUAUGUUGUUUAGUUCUGAAUGGCUAUUCCUUUCGUUAUAAAAUGUGGUACGCCGCUUUGGUAAGGUUUAUAAGACGGAGACUUGUCCUGGGCAUUAUAUUCGCCUCUUCACUCACUUAUUGUAUCGUGAGCUUCCUUCGAGAGGGCAGCAGCAGGAAUAUGAUGUACCAAGAGACUAUGAUCGAACGAAAGCCCUUUGUUUGGCGAGCCCUGCAGGAACACAAGGACUCAAAUGACAGUAUCAUUUGUAGGAACUCAGUGCAAGGCAGAUCAUUAUUGGUUGAUGAUAGAGGGUAUGUAUGUCACAGAAAUGAUGUGAUGAGGAAUGGGUGUUGUGAUCACUAUGCAGAUUCUUCACAGAGAUACAGCUGUGAUACUUGCACAGACACAAAUUGCUGUAUUAUUUAUGAAUACUGCGUGUCUUGCUGUUUGGAUCCAAAAAAGAGAGACCUAUUGGAGGUGGUGUUAUCAAAACUCUCCGCAGAAGAGAGUGUAUUGUUCCGAACUUUGAGCGAUGAUUAUGAAUUGUGCCUUACAAAAUGCCGCACCAGUUCUCAUAGUGUUCUACAUGAAAAUUCCUACAAGGACCCAACACAUAAACAUUGCUUUGGCCAAGAACUGCCUAGAAGUAGAAGUCCUGACUAGCUAAGGGUAAAAACUAAAAUUAUAGGUAUACCCAAUUUUAUACUUAGUCUUAUAGCAUGAAAUUUACUCAAUCAAGAGACACCAACACGCUGUUACUGUUUAGUGAAUUAAUUAGAUAAUAAUUUAUUAUAAAUAAGGCCAAAGAAUAAGUGUCUUAAUAACAAAAAACUGGACAAGAUAUUAGUGACAUCACAGCCUAAUUUUACAUAGAACUAGUUGCCUUAUUUACAUUAAAAAAUAUAUUAAUGUCAUGUUAUACAAUAAACAAGAUAUCCUGCCAUUUUUGGCUCUUGCUGAGUUGUUAUAACCCUCAGAGUUUGUUCACAAUUCUGGGUAGACAUGUGAGUAUGUAUUUGUUACUAAUCCACAUUUAAACAUUAGCCACUGAAUUUGUUCGAUGCUGACUUUUCAUCUAUAAUUUUAUGACUUGUAUUAAACAAAAGUAUGAAAUGAAUGAAUAGUGUUACUAUUUGAAUUAAUCAGCAUCUAGCAAUGUAUAAUGAUCAUUUUGUCCUAUAGACAAGCUAUGCGUGUCUUGAUCUUUUUUGCCCACCGUCUUAUACAUAGUAUAAGCGUAGGUGGGAUGCAUAUCAGUUUUACAGUUCUGGUGGCGCAAUACAAACUAGGUAAGCCAAUGAUAAGCAAGGGCAACUACAAAGAAAUAAUGUCAUCUCAUCUCCAACACUUAUCUUUGGAAUGUGGACGAAUAUUACCAAAUAAUAAUAUGUGCUAUUAAAUACAUACCACAAAAUUGAUGGAAUGUGUGAACGAAUUCUGAGUUAAAUUGGAAAAUAUAAAUCAAUAUAAACAGCAUUAUUAACUGUAGAAAACAAGAUUUGAAGUCAAAGUAAAUAAUUUUUGUGACCUUCAAAUAUAGUUUUUUUAUACACAGAUAGUUUUAGAUUACAAGUUUUGCAUAUUUUUAGCAAGAAAAAAAGGCUUAGAAUUCAAGUUUAUCAGCUAUUUUUUCCUUAUGAAGUUUUUUAGCAACUUGUGCACAUUUUAGGGUACCUAUGUAACAUUAUAAUAAUUUAAUGAAUCUAGGAUUUGCUAAGUCAAAACCUUAAAAUAGGUUUAUUUACUUAAUAUUAAUUAAUUAAUUAUUAUGAUUUUUAAGUAGGUAUGAUCUGUAAAUUGUAUAAACAAAACAACAUUUCAUAAUGUCUGACAAACAUCAAGAUUGAAUUAUUUUUUUCAUGGUUUUCUUGAUCAUGUUAUUAGGCAAGCAGCUGUUAAGAUACAUAAUUUGUUUCUGUGUAUUAAUUUACGAAAACCAAUUUAUGCAAAAUGCUGGAGUUAAGAAUAUUUUAUAACGUCUGACUAGACAGCAUGUCACAUGAUUAUCAUAACAUAACACAUAUUUUGACGAGGACUACAUACAUAAUAUAAUAACUAUUACUACUCGAAAUAUAUGAAUAGCAUAAUUUUGAAAACGCUUCCAUUCACAUUUAAUAAGCUAGAAAAAUUGCAAGUAAGUACCUGAUAUACACUGUUAAAACAAUAUUUUUGUAGAUUUAUUAAAUUGUUCUAUUAGAUUCAAAACUUAUGCACGCGUAUUUUGUAGUAUUUUAGCUACUGAAUGUUAUAAAAACUUGAAUAAAUAUAUUUAUAUAGAAACUUAUCAUGCGUGUGUGAACUGAGGGCCCAAUUUCAGUUCAGUGAUAGAGUGUUAUGAGUAGGGUUACGUCCGGAUGGGAUUUCAUUUGUUCGCUGGCGGGGUAAUAUCAAGUCCUCAGCCGAAGCCGUGCAACGCGAUUAAAAUUUAAAAAAUAUCGUUGACAUGUCCGUGUUUUGGACCCCAAAAUUAGAGGUUUUCACGCGUUUUCUCCUGUUUGCAAAAUUUUUGACAUGGCAACCCUAUAGUUAUGAGGCAAUGAAACAUCUCUAAUAAAUGACAAAAUUACGGUCCCUCAAAGAGCACACUUUAUUCAAAGCAUUAUUCAUUUUAAAUACAAUUUACAGCACUUAUUAAAAUCAUCAGAUUUAUUCAACCUUUAUACAAAUAGUCUGUGCCAAUAGACUAAAGCAUUUUGUACUUUAUCCAUUACUAUGAUAAAUAAAAUUUUCUUUUUCUAGGUCCUAAUCUCUUUCAGAAAUCCCAAAUAUUAUUUCAUUUUAUCAUCAAAAUAUAGUACCUAUUUAUGUAUUUCACCAGGGAUAUACUAGUUUUUAUAUAAAUGUCGGUCUUUUUUGUUUGUUUAUAAGAAUUGCUAGUUUCUAUUGGUGUGGACAUAAAUUAUAUUGUUGAUAGUUGAUUUGCCCCUUUUUAGGGCUCAUUGUGAUCAAACCCCGUAGUAGUUUCACUGGUUGGGACAAAGUAAACCUUAUUUGUGCGUCUAUAAGGUUUAUUAUGGCAAAACACAGAACAGAGUUAUUUUUACAGUCCAUAAUUCUUAACACUAGGGGAUAAUUCUGAAUAGCAAUCCUAAUCCUUACAAGUGUGUCUAGAUUAAUGUUGCUUGUGUUGCAGAUAAUUUAUUAGAUUAAUACAGUUACAGCUAAGUGCCCAUUCGGAAGCCUUAUUUCUGUGAUAAACUUAAUUAUUAAUUGUAUAGAAGCAUAAAAUAUGUUGUUGAUCGCCUAUGACUGUGACUAAUAGGUAAAAAUAAUGUGUCAAGUAAAAAGUUAAUAUUUGAAAGGUUUAUCCAAAAUGCGGCAUACGUUAGAAAUUAAUGAUUUAAUUAAGAUAAUGAGUAUUACUGUUAUCUUGUAUUUUUAUAAGUUUCGAUAAUGAUUAAUGAUGUGAAUUAUGGGUUCAGAUUUUUUUAUUUAAAUUGUGAACAGUAAAUUGCAUGUUUAAAACUUCUUAGGGCUCCAAACAAAACAAAACGGAGCGCAUUUCUAUUGCUUUUGCUGCGCCUGCGCUGAAUCAUUAUUUAUAACAUGAAAGACGUAAAUGCGUCACAGAUUAUCGUACGUAUCAAAUGUACCUAAAAAAAUAUUUGUCGCUGUUUCAAAUUCUUUAAAAAUACAGAAAAACACUCGUAAUUAUAUUAUUUUACUUGUGAAAAUGUCUCGUUGAUAAGUUAUCAGCGUUAGCCGUCUAUUUUACUGAACUUGGAGAUUGAAAUGUAUGAAAGUGUGCCUACUUAUCUGUAGGUAGGUCAUAUUAGCCAAUUAGUUUAACUUAAUAAUAACAUUAUGAUCACAUCCGCUAAAUAUUUUCGGCUUCUUAUCCGAAGAGUGCUAUUUUUACAUUACUGGUUACCAAGAUACCGUUUGUAAAUAUAAUAAAUUAAAUAUUUAUUAAUAAAAAGUUAUUACUUAAAAAAGUUUUUUAUCUAUUCUUAGAUCCAAGAUCUAACGUAAUUUACAUAUUUCUAGUGCGAACCGGAACCAUACUACGUAUAAAAAAGAAAUACACUUUUACACGUGUCUGCGGAUCAAAUUAAUGGGCCUAAUAAAAUCGCCGCUAGAGGCACUGCUGUAGCGUGGUGUAGCGAAAUGUCAAAUAUCACUGGAUUUCAAGGCUUUUUUUUCUUGUUAAUGUUGUGUGAAUAUUUUACAGGUCAAUGAAUGUCAGUAUUUAUCUAAAUGUCAUUUCAACGGAGCUAAAAUACCUUAGUGAAAAAAAUAAGCUGACUGAAAAAACAUGGCAGAGCUAAUUCGGAGAUGGUUCAUU